AUGAUCCUCUUCCCCCGGCUCCAACUCAUCGAACUCGAAGACCUGCCCUGGUUCCCCUCCUGGAUCCGCGAAUACGCGCAUCUGCUCCUCGCGCAGGUCUGGCGGACUAAAGGGCUAGGCAAAUCCACUACAACGGCCUCGCAAGCCUGCGACAUCCUGCUCGAGCAGCUGCAGCUGCAAGACAGCAGCAGCAGCACUAAGGGGGAGGACAUCUCAUCCUUCGUCUUCGUCGACGCCUGCGCCGGCGCGGGCGGUCCCACGCCCAUCCUGGAACGAACGCUGAACAGCAAACUGCAAUCUCGAGGCUGCCAGCCCGUCCAGUUCGUCCUCGCGGAUCUGUACCCUCAUCUGGACACCUGGCGGCAGAUCGUCAAGCGGAGCGAGUGCAUUUCGUAUAUCGAGAAGCCGGUCGAUGCAACUCGCACGGUGAAGUACCUGCCUGAUGGCGAGAGGAAGAAGGAGUGUCGGAUGUUUAAUCUUUGCUUCCAUCAUUUUGAUGACGACAGUGCGAGAAAGGUGCUUAGGAGCGCUGUUAAAGGGGCGGAUGCGUUUGUUAUCUUCGAACUCACCCACCGCACCAUCUCCGCCCUGCUAAACACAACACUCGUCGUCCUCGGCACGCUGCUUACGACGCUUCACUGGUUCUGGCACUCGCCGCUGCACAUGGUAUUCACGUACAUCAUCCCGAUCAUCCCACUGUUUUUCGCCUGGGACGGGUACGUGUCGUGCAUUCGGGGCAGGACGGAGAGGGAGCUUCGGGCUCUUAUCUACGAUAGGAGGAGGAGUGGCGGCCAGCACGCCAAUGGCGUUGAUGAUGACGAUGAUGAAGUUGACUUGUCCGAAUGGGAGUUUCGUAGUGGCGAGAAGCUUGUCUUGCCGCCGUUUGGGUAUCUGUAUUGGUUUGUGGGGGUGAAGAGGAGUAGCAGGAGGAGCUGA
Messenger RNA from Rasamsonia emersonii CBS 393.64, 936 nucleotides. RefSeq lists its product as uncharacterized. The record is from RefSeq and is a predicted model, not a curated record. Bases 1 to 936 code for a protein of 311 amino acids. NCBI's taxonomy places the organism in Eukaryota, Fungi, Ascomycota, Eurotiomycetes, Eurotiales, Trichocomaceae. The transcript is spliced from 2 exons.